UAGGCAACACAAUCGUGGUAAGUGGCCCAGUGGCACUCCUCAUAAUUCUUUCAUCUUUUCUGAUAUAGACGCUUCUGUUUCAGUACAGAACCAGGGUAUAGCCGGCGAUGCAGAGAGUUCAAAGAUUCACCCUCUGUCUCUUAACAAUACCCCUCUCUGGAAAAUGCUUUGAAACCUUUACACACACUACAUGUCGGAACAUCCCAGCAAUCCCAUUCAUUCAAACCCUAAAACCCAUAUUCUCAGUCAAGAAUUCAUACCCGAGACCCACCUGCAAUGUUAGCUUGAGAACUCAGAGAAACUACAGUUCUACUUCAACAGCUAGGGCUGGUUGGUUUCUGGGUAUGAGAGAGGAGAAGCAGGAUUUGCCAGAUAUUGUCAAAGCCGGCGACCCGGUUCUUCAUGAACCGGCCCGAGAGGUCUCACCCGAAGAAAUCGAGUCUGAGGGGAUCCAGAAGAUCAUAGAUGAUAUGGUGAAGGUAAUGAGGAAAGCACCUGGGGUUGGUCUUGCUGCUCCUCAGAUUGGUAUCCCGUUGAAGAGAAACUACAGUUCUACUUCAACAGCUAGGGCUGGUUGGUUUCUGGGUAUGAGAGAGGAGAAGCAGGAUUUGCCAGAUAUUGUCAAAGCCGGCGACCCGGUUCUUCAUGAACCGGCCCGAGAGGUCUCACCCGAAGAAAUCGAGUCCGAGGGGAUCCAGAAGAUCAUAGAUGAUAUGGUGAAGGUAAUGAGGAAAGCACCUGGGGUUGGUCUUGCUGCUCCUCAGAUUGGUAUCCCGUUGAAGAUAAUUGUUAUGGAAGACACAAAAGAAUAUAUUAGUUAUUCCACGAAGGAAGAGUCAAAAGCACAGGAUCGGCACCCUUUUGAUCUUUUGGUUAUUCUGAAUCCAAAGCUUAAAAAGAAGGGCAACAAAACUGCUCUGUUUUUUGAAGGAUGCUUGAGUGUUGACGGAUAUAGGGCAGUUGUGGAGCGAUACCUAGAUGUUGAGGUUACGGGUUUUGGUCGAGAUGGACAGCCAAUCAAACUUGUAGCUUCAGGCUGGCAGGCCCGCAUUUUGCAGCAUGAAUGCGAUCAUCUAGAUGGAACUCUCUAUGUUGACAAGAUGGUCUCAAGAACUUUUCGGACUGCAGAGAAUGUGGACUUGCCUCUUGCUGUUGGGUGCCCCAAGCUGGGUGUUCACUAGCUCAUGGGUUAUUUUGUGAUGAACUUAGUAUUUCUUCUAAGGGCAAUAGAGUAUUUUAGAUGCUAGGACAAGUUUUGGAUGAUUGCAGUGGAAAAUUUGUACUCAUCGAAGAUCAUCUCACUUCAUACAGAUUGAGGUGCUACCUUUCGAGACUCAAGAGGACUUCAUUAACUUUCUCUGGCAGAUAGUCUAUACCUAUUCGAGUCCUUAUGAACUUAGUCUGAGUUGCAAGUCAGUGUCCAUUUGGAUCAAGCUCCUCCAUUUUUAACAGUCUCUUUCGUGUAAAGCCACGUCUUUCUUUUACUUGGCAACACCCUCAAAAUAGUGGAUUUAGUAGGCCCAAAUAAACUAGAUUUCUUGUGGAAUGAGAAACUGGGAGCUGCUUCCUUACUUUCAGACUAGUGUUGAUCUUCAGG
This is a messenger RNA of Ilex paraguariensis (yerba mate), 1597 nucleotides long. NCBI's taxonomy places the organism in Eukaryota, Viridiplantae, Streptophyta, Magnoliopsida, Aquifoliales, Aquifoliaceae. The record is from the annotation of a GenBank genome assembly.